AUGGCAGUCAUUAGUCAGAGUUCUUUCCUAUUUAAUGAAGUGCUUCGUCGAAGUCUUGAUCCAGCUGACAAAUUUAUUGUUGAAGAAUUGCGGAAUAUUUUGGACAAAGUUAAGCUGAAGUCGACUGUGGUAAUAGAGAUGGUCAACUUUACUGUCACGUGACAGAAAAUGGUGCUAAUUUCAGUGUCGGAGAGCGGCAGUUGAUCCGCUGCGCUCUUUUGUUUGGAUGA
Pocillopora meandrina is the source of this 230-nucleotide messenger RNA. The record is from the annotation of a GenBank genome assembly. Lineage: Eukaryota; Metazoa; Cnidaria; Anthozoa; Scleractinia; Pocilloporidae.